CCGCCACCACCGCCGCCGCCGCCGCCACCAAUAUGAACAGUGCCAUAACAGAUCGACUUGAUGAACGGAAAGAAAAGACAGAUCUCGAUUUGGGCAACUCGAAAGACGAACCACCAACUGCUAUGGCCAGGUUGUGUCCGAACUCUAUUCCACUCAAGCCAGAUGACGUACUGUUAUGAUCCUAUACAUAUGAAGAUGGCACGUUACACCUCCUGAGACGACAAUGACCGCAUCAGCAUCACAUCUACAGUCGCCUGGAAAAGCUCAAAACGGGCCCUCAGAGGCAGAGAUACGACAAGAGUCAUCCAAAGCUGCCCAGAAGGCCAUUGAAGCGCAACAGAAGGCCAACGAGCUGAAGCAGGCUGCUCAUGGCGCUGCAGACCCCGAGGAACGUCAAGAGCUCAUGGAGCGAGCGAUCGACAAGCAGGUCGAAGCAGAAUCGUUUGGGAAGACGGCGAAGUACAUGCGAAGAGGUGCAUUCCAAGGCAUGGCAGUUGGCGCAGGUCUGGGUUCGGCGCCAGGCUUGACGCUCGGAGUCUUGACAGGAACGCUUGUGGGCGGUGUCACCUCGACGAUCACGGGUGGUCUCGGCGCUGGGAUAGGAGCGCUGGUAGGCUGGAUUCAUGGGCCGUUCUGGAACAUAGGCGAAGUAAUCGGAGGCAAAGUCAAGGAUGUCACGGGCUCCAUACCAGGCAAGAAGGCCACAGAAGAGCAGAAGCAGACUCUAGAGAAGAUGAUUGGACAAAUACACGAAGAAGACAUGCCGAGCACGGAAGAUCUGAGAGGUAUGGCGAAUGAUGCUUGGUCAGGAGCCAAAGAGCGAGGAACGACGUGGAGUAGAUCUGCAGCUACAUAUAUGCCUGGUAGCAGAGCCAAUGCCACUGGCAAAGUCAGGCAUCGACGCCACCUUCGAAGCAGGCAGGACAGCGGCUAAAUGUGCAGACGCGGAGCACAAACAAACGCGCGCCACCUAGCUCCUCUGCUGUUCCUCAGACCCAGCCAAUACCUCGCAAACAGCCCAGGAAGCUUGAGGUCAGGUCAAGCCAGGCAGAUCGAUCCCGAUCUACUUCUAGGCCAGGAUCGAAGAGGCCAAGGAAGCUCGAAGUGAGAUCUUGAAUACUGAGCGCAAGUUUGCAUGUAUGGCCCUGCUGCCUCGGCCUGGCAUUUAUUGUGUCGACAACAGUGGACCAGUUACGGUUCUGAAACCCCGUGUCCCAUGGGCGUGAAUGGCGUAUGCAAAAGAUAUUCCACAAGGAGUGAGCUGUAUUGCCGGCCUCUCAGACGCCGCCGCUGACAGCCUGGGCCGUAGUGCCAACAUCGAACGACGAUAGCGCUGCAGUUACCUGGGCACGCUCCGACUGAAUAUUCUUGUCCACGAGGUAGUCCUCAACAUCCUCGCUGAGCUCAAUUUUUGAGAGGAGACCUCCUUUCUCCGCUUCUCGAGCCUCCUGCAGCAUGUCGUCUUCAUCCAGCUCUCGUGUAGCUAUCGAUACGGAAGUGGAGUGUUCGGUGCUUGAAGUGGUGAUUGGUACUGUGUGCACAACAGUUGCGCCAGUAGCUCCUCGAGUAUGGGAUGCAGUCUGACCCAGGGCAUGCUCUUCGUCACUCUCGUUGUCAUAUUCUGGAGUCACUAAUUCCUCAUCGUCGGAGACUUCGGAGGAGCUGGAGUGCUCCGUCUCCCAUUCGCUCUCAUUGCCAAAGUCGACAUUGGUCCACCGCACAGUGGAUUCUUUUGCGGCUUCAGCAACAUCUUCAGCCUGGUAUUCAGCUUGAGGCUGCUCUUCGACAGAAUCAAGAUCAAGCUGGUCCAUCAGAGUGUCCAAAAAGUUGGCAUGUCCUACAAGCUUGCGGAGAUCAUGUGAACCUCUUCUUGCCUCUCUUCCAAGCUUUGAGUGCGCUCGAGGUACAACAGGUAUGUACUUCAAAGUACGUUCCAAUGACGGUCGUGGCAUUUUUGCUUCGAACGAUUCGAAUGGCGUUGCAGUUGUAGGUACGAGCGAUUCAAAGCGUCUUCUCGAUUGAGGCGAUUCUGCAAAACCAG
Messenger RNA from Pseudocercospora fijiensis CIRAD86, 2041 nucleotides. RefSeq lists its product as uncharacterized. The transcript is spliced from 2 exons. The coding region runs from base 224 to 934 and encodes 236 amino acids. NCBI's taxonomy places the organism in Eukaryota, Fungi, Ascomycota, Dothideomycetes, Mycosphaerellales, Mycosphaerellaceae. The record is from RefSeq and is a predicted model, not a curated record.